GAUUUUGAUUGUCGUGAUUUUGAAUGUUGGCAGGAUUUUAAUUGUUGUGAUUUUGAAUGUCUUUUGAAUAUUGGCGGGAUUUUAAUUGUGCAAGAUUUUGAUUGUCGUGAUUUUGAAUGUUGGCGGGAUUUUGAUUGUCGUGUUUUUGAAUGUGUCGGGAUUUUACUUUCAAGAUGA
Molecule: messenger RNA, 177 nt
Organism: Dentiscutata heterogama
Lineage: Eukaryota; Fungi; Glomeromycota; Glomeromycetes; Diversisporales; Gigasporaceae
Source: the annotation of a GenBank genome assembly